GGAGAGCGGCGGCGCCGGGCGGCGAGGCGGGCCCGGCGAGCCGGGACGCGGGCGGCGCCCACCCACCGCUCCGCCCCGGAACCGCCAGCAUGAGCAAGCCGGCCGGAUCAACAAGCCGCAUUUUAGACAUCCCCUGUAAAGUGUGUGGAGACCGCAGCUCUGGGAAACACUACGGGGUCUACGCCUGCGACGGCUGUUCCGGGUUUUUCAAACGGAGUAUCCGUAGGAAUCGGACCUAUGUCUGCAAAUCUGGAAACCAGGGAGGCUGCCCCGUGGAUAAGACGCACAGAAACCAGUGCCGGGCGUGUCGGCUGAAGAAGUGUUUGGAGGUCAACAUGAACAAAGACGCUGUGCAGCACGAGCGGGGCCCUCGGACGUCCACCAUCCGCAAGCAAGUGGCCCUCUACUUCCGCGGCCACAAGGAGGAGAACGGGGCGGGCGCUCACUUCCCCUCGGCUGCACUGCCCGCCCCUGCCUUCUUCACCGCUGUCACCCAGCUGGAGCCGCAUGGCCUGGAGCUGGCCGCUGUGUCUACCACCCCGGAGCGGCAGACCCUUGUGAGCCUAGCGCAGCCCACGCCCAAGUACCCCCACGAAGUGAAUGGGACCCCAAUGUAUCUCUAUGAGGUGGCCACGGAAUCUGUGUGUGAAUCAGCGGCCAGGCUUCUCUUUAUGAGUAUCAAGUGGGCCAAGAGUGUGCCAGCUUUCUCCACGCUGUCUUUGCAAGAUCAGCUGAUGCUUUUGGAAGAUGCUUGGAGAGAACUGUUUGUUCUAGGAAUAGCACAAUGGGCCAUUCCGGUUGAUGCUAACACUCUACUGGCUGUAUCUGGCAUGAAUGGUGACAACACAGACUCCCAGAAGCUGAACAAGAUCAUAUCAGAAAUACAGGCUUUACAAGAGGUCGUGGCUCGAUUUAGACAGCUCCGCUUGGAUGCCACUGAAUUCGCCUGUCUAAAAUGCAUAGUCACUUUCAAAGCUGUUCCUACACACAGUGGUUCUGAGCUGAGAAGUUUCCGGAAUGCCGCCGCCAUUGCGGCUCUUCAAGACGAGGCUCAGCUAACGCUCAACAGCUACAUCCAUACCAGAUAUCCCACCCAACCCUGCCGCUUCGGAAAACUCCUGUUGCUCCUGCCAGCUUUACGUUCUAUCAGUCCAUCAACCAUAGAAGAAGUGUUUUUCAAAAAAACCAUCGGCAACGUGCCCAUUACAAGACUGCUUUCAGAUAUGUACAAAUCCAGUGACAUCUAAGCUCUCCAAGUCCCCACUUCUCAGGAUGGGACAGUAUCAGAUGAAAGACUUUCACCCAUGGAAAAUUUGCCUCAACUAACAAAACUCUUCAGGAAGCAUAAGCCUUGGAAUGCGUAGCUUUCAGGAAAAAAGAAAAAAAGGUUAAUCAACACAAACCAAGCCCAGUAGCUCUGACCUGCUGCUUCCACCAGGAGAGGGUUAGCCCAGAAGAAGGUGUCAAGGGACUGCUUGAGCAGAG
Messenger RNA from Echinops telfairi (small Madagascar hedgehog), 1485 nucleotides. RefSeq names its product nuclear receptor subfamily 2 group E member 1 (gene NR2E1). The record is from RefSeq and is a predicted model, not a curated record. Gene Ontology annotation, biological process: negative regulation of transcription by RNA polymerase II; anatomical structure development; cell differentiation. NCBI's taxonomy places the organism in Eukaryota, Metazoa, Chordata, Mammalia, Afrosoricida, Tenrecidae. Bases 90 to 1247 code for a protein of 385 amino acids. The transcript has 9 exons. Gene Ontology annotation, molecular function: nuclear receptor activity; RNA polymerase II cis-regulatory region sequence-specific DNA binding; zinc ion binding.